Alligator sinensis (Chinese alligator) is the source of this 2937-nucleotide messenger RNA. RefSeq names its product integrin subunit beta 5 (gene ITGB5). The transcript has 14 exons. Gene Ontology annotation, molecular function: integrin binding. The record is from RefSeq and is a predicted model, not a curated record. Lineage: Eukaryota; Metazoa; Chordata; Crocodylia; Alligatoridae. Gene Ontology annotation, cellular component: focal adhesion; integrin complex; cell surface. Gene Ontology annotation, biological process: cell migration; integrin-mediated signaling pathway; cell adhesion mediated by integrin. The coding region runs from base 250 to 2322 and encodes 690 amino acids.
AAUAUUUGCACGAAUGGAAGUGCUACCUCUUGUGAAGAUUGUCUGCUCAUUCAUCCCAAAUGUGCGUGGUGCUCCAAAGAGGACUUUGGCAGCACAAAAUCCAUCACCUCAAGGUGCGACUACAUAGAAAACCUAAUUGCGAAUGGCUGUGCGGGAGCGAUUGAGAGUCCCCAGAGCAGCAUUAACAUAGUGAAGAACAAUUCGCUCAGCAGUAAGGGCUCCAGUUUGACCCACUCGGACGUUACUCAGAUGAUGCCUCAGAAGGUCUCCUUGAACCUACGCCCUGGGGACCAGACCUCUUUCCGAGUGCAGGUUCGACAGGUGGAGGACUAUCCUGUGGAUUUAUACUACCUGAUGGAUCUCUCCCUGUCCAUGAAGGAUGACUUGGAUAACAUUCGGAAUCUGGGAACCAAGCUGGCGGAAGAGAUGAGACAGCUCACCAGCAAUUUCCGGCUGGGUUUUGGCUCUUUUGUGGACAAAAACAUUUCUCCUUUCUCCUACACUGCUCCAAAAUAUCAAAACAAUCCCUGCACUGGCUACAAGAUAUUUCCGAACUGCGUCCCGUCCUUUGGCUUCCGCCAUAUCUUGUCUUUGACGGAUAAAGUGGACAGUUUCAACGAAGAGGUUCAGAAACAGAAGGUUUCCCGAAACAGAGAUGCUCCAGAAGGCGGUUUUGAUGCAAUCCUGCAGGCGAUCGUGUGCAAGGAAAAGAUUGGCUGGAGGAAAGAGGCUUCUCACUUGCUUGUCCUCACGACAGAUGAUGUGCCGCACAUCGCGCUGGAUGGGAAGCUGGGGGGGCUGGUCCAGCCCCAUGACGGCCAGUGCCACCUGAACGAAGAGAACGAAUACAGCGCAUCCAAUCGGCUGGAUUAUCCUUCCCUUGCGCUUCUUGGGGAAAAGCUAGCGGAAAACAAUAUCCACCUCAUUUUUGCUGUGACAAAAAAUCAUUAUGUGCUUUACAAGAAUUUUACAGCCCUAAUUCCUGGAACAACAGUAGAGAUUCUACGUCAAGACUCCAAAAACAUAAUCCAGCUGAUUGUCAAGGCAUACAACAGUAUUCGGUCUAAAGUAGAACUAACUGUUUGGGACAGUCCUGAAGAUAUUGGCCUGACCUUCACAGCCACGUGCCAAGAUGGUUUGUCAUAUCCUGGACUCAGAAAGUGUGAGGAUCUGCAAAUAGGAGAUACAGUUUCCUUCGAUGUGUCUGUCAAAGCUCAAAGCUGCCCAGCGGAGAACACCUCGCAUACAUUCACCAUCAAACCGGCUGGGUUUCGGGACACGCUGGAAGUGCUGAUCACCUACAACUGCCUUUGUGGAUGUAGCAAACAGAACGAACAGAACAGCAGCAAGUGCAGCGGGAACGGGACCUACACCUGUGGAUUAUGCGAAUGUGACCCAGGCUAUCUAGGAGCCAAGUGUGAAUGCGAAGAGAGAGAGAGUGGGACUAUGUAUAACAUGUGCCGGGAGGCUGAAGGCAAAACCCUGUGCAGCGGCAGAGGGGAAUGCAGCUGCAACCAGUGUGUCUGCUAUGAAAGCGAGUUUGGCAAGAUCUACGGGCUGUUCUGUGAAUGUGACAACUUCUCCUGUGCCAGAUACAAGGGCGUUCUGUGUUCAGGUCAUGGAAAGUGUGACUGCGGGGAGUGUAAGUGCCAUGCUGGUUACAUCGGGGACAACUGUAACUGCACGACAGAGACCGACAGGUGCGUCUCAAAUGACAGUCAGAUAUGCAGCGGCCGAGGCGACUGCGUCUGUGGGAAAUGUCAAUGCACCGAACCUGGAGCGUUUGGAGAGAUGUGUGAGAAGUGUCCCACCUGCCCAGGUGUCUGCAGCACUAAAAGGGACUGCAUCGAGUGCAUGCUGUUCAACUCAGGAAGACUGGCUGAUAACCAGACCUGCCAAAAACACUGCAAGGAUGAAAUCAUUACCCGUGUGGACGUCCUCAACACAGAUGACCAGAGCUCGGUCUUGUGUGCUUACCCGGUGAACGACUGCGUGAUGAAGUUCACCUACUUGGAGCUUCCCAGUGGAAAGUCGAACCUCACAGUCCUCAAAGAGCCAGAAUGCAGCUCUGCCCCAGAUGCCCUGACAAUCUUGCUGGGAGUAGUAGGCAGCAUCCUGCUGAUCGGCAUUGUCCUCCUGGCUAUCUGGAAGCUGCUCGUCACCAUCCACGACAGACGGGAGUUUGCAAAAUUCCAAAGCGAACGCUCCCGGGCGAGAUACGAAAUGGCAUCCAAUCCCCUUUAUCGAGAGCCUAUUUCUACGCAUAGCUUAGAUUUCACGUUCAACAAGCUCAACAAGUCGUGCAACGGUACAAUUGAUUGAUCGCAUCGUACGAAACUGGACUGCUCUCAACAAUUGCUUGACUUUAUUGCGGCUUCGUGAAUGGAAGAUGGAAGCCUCUUCAGUGGGGAGAAGCCCGUAAAACAAGAGUGGUCAUUGACAAAAGGCUGGGAUUUGCACAGGAAGGACAACUGGCUCUGCCAAGCUUGCGCUGUCUGACCCCUGGACUUACCUGUGUGCUGAUGGCCUUGUUGCCUGUGCUCAUGGACUCUGUUGUGGAGCUCUUUGCACCCCAGCUUUUCAGAUACAUUAAACAUGCCAACUAAGUGAACUAAGUGCCAUAUUGCAGCUUCACACACAUCCUGGUGGAAGGAGUGACUAAGCCAAAUUCAGGGUUGAGACUCUGCCAUUGCAAGUGUUUAGGGGGAUGUUAGCUUCUGGGAUGAUAUAGAUGGGGAUGGUCCUGCUUUGAGCAGGGGGUUGGACUAGAUGACCUCCCGAGGUCCCUUCCAACGCUAAUUUUCUAUGAUUCUGUGAAAAAUGGGUGUUGGAAGCAUAUGUGUAAGAAAACUAGGAUACAGGUGUUCUGCCAUCUUUAGGAUCUUUUUAUAUAAAAAAAAAUUAAAACUAUUGUGCAUAUAUAAUAUUUUGAGUAUU